Haemonchus placei is the source of this 807-nucleotide messenger RNA. The record is from the annotation of a GenBank genome assembly. NCBI's taxonomy places the organism in Eukaryota, Metazoa, Nematoda, Chromadorea, Rhabditida, Trichostrongylidae.
AUGGCAUUCCUGGAUACCAUCAGAGUAUGCGUUCAAUUUGAGGAGGGUGAGAAAUUUAUACCAGCAUUCGUCGGAAAAGACGUUGGCGAAAUGGUGAUCUUAGGAACGAACGCGCUAAAGCGUUUUGUUAUAAUAGUACAAGGCCUCAACGAGACAAGCUCUCAACAGCCGCAUAGUCUCGAGGCUGAUGGUAGGAAGUCCGAAGUACGAGCCGAGAUAGUACAGAGAACUUUUAUACCUCCGGGAGCAACAAAACUUGUAUCGUUGACCUGCGCCCAUGAAGGCAGCUUGGACACAGCAGUCGUUUCCUCACGACACCCACUCAUAAUGGACGGCCUAUGUAGCAUCAUAGAUAAGGAAACAGUCAUACCGGUGACCAAUAACACAACGGAAGCCCUAGUACUUCAAAAAGGAGAAGUAGUUGGGGAGUGGAGAAAUGAAGAGUGGGUAAAGCCGAAGCAUUUCGAGCUAGAAAGAGAUAUGCUGGACGUGGGUGAAACCAAAAAGUGGACCUCUUACGAGGAAAGACUGGAACGACUUUUAGAAGUAAUAAAGCAGAGAUCGCAACUGACGGAUAAAGCUAUCGAAUUGAUGUCCAUUUUCAAUGAUGCGUUUGCCGUGACAGAUGAAGAGUUGACACAAACUGAUUUAGUGGCCCAUGACAUUGACACAACGUAUCACAAGCCUAUAAAACAAAAAACGAGACCAGUACCAUUUGCUGCACGGAAGAACUUCAAAAGUUUAAUUGAAGACCUCCUCAGUAGAGGCAUAAUAGAACAAAGCUCUUCCGAAUGGGCUUCACCAGUG